Schistosoma rodhaini is the source of this 369-nucleotide messenger RNA. The record is from the annotation of a GenBank genome assembly. NCBI's taxonomy places the organism in Eukaryota, Metazoa, Platyhelminthes, Trematoda, Strigeidida, Schistosomatidae.
AUGACUAGUGUAAUACAACCAAAUGGGAAAAUAACUUGGUAUUUUGAUGACAUUCCUAAGGAAAUUGAAGGAACAAAGUGGGAAGCGACAAUCAACGCUUCAUUCAAAUGCGGAAAAAGUUUAUUACAUCAUGAAAUACCUGUUCCUGCAAAAUGGAUCAAAAGUGGCACGUUGGUGGAGUAUGAAGUCAUCGGAAAAAAUUGUUGGAACUUCAAUACAAGUGAAGCAUGCCAAGGAGCGACCACACCGAAUAUGAGAUGUAUUUGGUGUCCAAAAGUGAACAAAUGUAUAGAAAGUAAUGAUGAUGACACUCAUGGACUGAAAGUAAAUGACUGCCGUGUUGAGAAUCCGAUCACCGAAGCAACGUAG